Symbiodinium necroappetens is the source of this 768-nucleotide messenger RNA. The record is from the annotation of a GenBank genome assembly. Lineage: Eukaryota; Dinophyceae; Suessiales; Symbiodiniaceae.
AUGACUGGUCGUACUGGCAACCCUUAUCUGGAUUUUAUGCUGCAGAACGCUGUCUUAUUUCCCUGGGGCAGUGACGACGAAGAGGAAGAGGAGGCAGCCUUUCAUCGCAGCCGAAGCCCACGCAAAGAGUUCAGUGGGUCAAGGGAUACACUAGUUCUGGAGGUGGACAAUGCUAGCCGUAUUAUCUGGAAAUUGCCAAAUCAUGUGGCGCUAGCUGGUCGAAUCCUUGAGCAUUGCCAAGCUGUGAUUCACCGAGUACGCCUAGAGACUGGAGGCCUUGAGCUGGCUAUCUACAAGAUUGGCAUCACGCAUGACUGUUGUGCACGCUUCGAAUUGUACAGAGCUAAAGGAUGGGACCAAAUGGUCGUCAUGCACGAAUGUCCUGAUUUGGGCUCCGUGGAGAUGCUGGAAGCUGCUCUUAUCUCCCACCACCGUGGCACAAAACAGUGCCGCAACAUAUCUAAGGGUGGGGAGGGCAUGAGAGAUAAACUGUAUAAACCGAAAUUCGAUCCCCCGUACUGUUGUUAUGUUGUUUCAGCUCGAGCCGAUCGUGCACGAUGGGCCACGGCCAAGCACGUCGUCAGCAUCGCGCAGACCUUCGCCGGAGACGACUCUUCAAAGGCUCUACAAACGAUGGCUCGCUGUUGCAAGAAUGAUGCUGAGAAGGCUCUUCAGAAGGUUUUGCGGGAGUUUGACUUGACAUUGGAUGUUCCGAUUACGCAGAUGGCUUGUGCUGCGGGAGUCAAUAUUCCGGUGCUGCUUCCACAA